Molecule: messenger RNA, 2903 nt
Organism: Dreissena polymorpha
Lineage: Eukaryota; Metazoa; Mollusca; Bivalvia; Myida; Dreissenidae
Product: ankyrin and armadillo repeat-containing protein-like
Exons: 8
Coding region: 193-2778 (861 amino acids)
Molecular function (GO): protein binding
Source: RefSeq, a predicted model, not a curated record
UAAUUUCCUGUGUUAAUGGUCGUCUAACAUAGCACCUGUCUGUAAGUGUAAACAUAGCGUGUGGAUAUGUGAUAAAUAAUCAGCCCUCAAAUGACUUAGGGUCCAUGCGUCACCAUGUGGUAACUGUAGUAGACCCUCAGUUCCUUAAAAUUUUGCCUGAAGUGCCAAACAAGUUGUGAACUUUACCUCACCAUGGAAGGAGAUUUUGAUGAGAAUGGCUGGGCCCACAUCCACGUUGCGGCUAACAGGGGCUUCACCAAAUCAAUUGAACGCUUUGUUCAUGCUGACCUUGAUCAGCUGGAGCUCAAAACAAAUGAUGAUGUUGGUUCAACCCCUUUCCUGAUAGCAGUUUCAAGUGGUAAUAUUGAUUCUAUACAGUGCUUAAUUAAUCUUGGCGCAAAGGUUAAUGCCAUUAAUAAUCACAAUCAUGGAGCAGUUGAGAUAUGUGCGACAAAAGGUUACAUUCCAAUUCUUCAAUAUUUCAUAAAGGCAAAGUUUGAUCUGCUGCCAGUUUGGAAGAAUUUGUUAAAAUUUCUUUCCUCGGAAUCAGAAGAAGAGGCAGAAGCAGCCGGGAAAUGCCUGCAAACUCUUACACUGCCUUCAGAUGAAGGUGUUAUAAAUCCAUACUGGGAAGAGCUGUAUAAGAACGGCUGCAUUCCAACAAUUGUCAAAGUAGCCAAGAGUACUCUUGCUGAUGACUCUAAAGUCCAUGCUUUCCAUGUGUUGUUAAACAUUUUACAGAAGCAGGAAGUUAAGGAGCAACUUUUUAGCUCCGGGGGUAUACCUGCAUUUGUGAGAUUACUCAAAUCAUCAUGCAAUACGGCCAUCCAACUCUCUGCUCAAAUUUUAAAGGAGAUGGCAACAUUGAAAGAGUAUGCUGACAACAUGGUUCAGAACAGUGCUAUUCCAUCCCUAUUAAAAGUCAUGCAGACCGUGAAGGAACAGGAAGUUCUCAUAGAAGCUGUUGACUGUCUUGGAAAUAUUGCCAUGGCAAACCCAUCCCAUCAGAGCCAAAUAGGACAGCUGCCUGGCUCUCUGCAGACGAUCACUGAUUUGUACAAAGAUCAAAAAGACAAGGGACUCUUGUUUUCAUUGAAUAAAGCUAUAGGGAAGAUAGCCAACAAAAAUGUUAGCAACCAGAACACAAUUGUGGAGUUAGGGGCUGCAUCAUACGUUGUGGUUCUAUGUCGGACAAAAAACAAAGACUUGCAGUUGAGUUCAGUGGAGGCAAUACACAGGUUAGCUGAGGAUAACUCCAAGACUCAGAGGGUGAUACUGUCUGCAAGAGCCCAAGACCAUCUCAUGCAACUGUUAAAGAAAACACGAGUUGAAACCUUACAAGAGAAAACAGCAAUGGCCUUGUGGGCCUUAGCUGGAGACAGUUUAGAUGAAAAAAGAAAAAUGGCAGAAAAAAUGGAGGUUUCUUUGCUAAUUGAAUUUGUGAACAGUCUAUCAGAAAACUUACAUUUCAUAGGAUCUGAAGGCUUAGGUGUGCUUGCUCAAGGACCUCUGAACUCUCAGACCCAGAUUGCAGAUGCGAAUGGCAUCCAUCCGUUGGUUCGCUUGCUGAGGUCGGAUAAGGAGCAUAUUGUGCUAAGUGUUAUACGGACGCUGAGAUACCUGUGUGUCGGCGUGGGCUAUGUGCCACACUGCAGGAACCAGAACACUAUCUCGCAGUCUCGCGGGAUCAAGUUCCUUAUUGCUCUGAUGGUGCAUUCGAAGGAAGAGAUGAUCCAAGUGGAGUCAGCUGUCACACUGGGUUGUGUGUCCCUGGGCAAUCAAAACAUUCUCGAAGAGAUUAAUGGGACAAUAGACUUCAGCUAUGUGAGAAUUCUGAAGAUGAUGUACGCGCAGGACGACGUGGUGCGACUGCUUGCAGGUUCAGCCUUGGCUGCCUUUGCAUACAACAACAUCAGCCAACAGAAAGAGAUUGCAGAGCAGGGCGGGGUCAGAUUCAGCUGCUUCGUUCCAUUCCUGCAGUCUUCUGACGAGUAUUACAGGUGCAAUGCAGCCUUUCAGGUGGUGGUACUGUCUCGAAUAAUACCGGAUGAAGAGCAAGCGUUGUCGUCGGCGACAGGUAUCAAACUUCUGGUGGACCUUCUGCAGGACUCCCAGUCUGACCAGAUAUUGGCGCUAGCAGCUGAUUGUAUAGCCAGACUCGCGCACACUAGAGCUGGUGUGCCGUCUGCAAUAAUUGCCAUCAAGGCUAUAGACUACCUGACAAAGCUGCUGCUAUCUGAGGCGGAACAAGUUCGAGGCUGCGCGGCCAUCGCCCUUGGUUACCUGUCUCAUAACCACGCUGCUGAGAGACAGCUCCUAAACAAAUGCAGAACCGACCAGGUCCUGAUGAAGAUUUUGAAGCAUUAUACAAAGAACAAGGUGUCCCGGUCCUUCAUUGAAGGAUGGAAACACUACAAGAAAAUAGGCCUCCCACCCAUAAGCGAGGGAAGGAACAAUCUGGUAAGCAUGCAAACUGAUGACGAGGGACCCCCAUCAACUCCCGUCAGUGGAAUUAGCCUCGUAGACUCGAGCUCAAAAGGCAGCAAUCUAAGAACGUCUUCAUCAAACCUGAACCUUGAAGAGGCACCAUUGACUGACCGAACUUCAAGGAUGUCACAGCGUUCUCGAGCCCGCAGUACCAGUCAGCUGUCCCUUGUGGAUGGGGAUGCAGCAAGAACCAGUCAGGCCAGCAGGCACUCCAUCAUACAGACUGAACUACAAGUACCUGCUAUUGAUGUCUCCAUGCAAGGGGAGAUGACUGGAACAGCCGAGGCAUGAAAACAGGGGAGCGAGUGCAGUGGUAAUAGCCACAGAAGAAGACUCUAAGGACAGAAACAACAAAUGUGUCUUGUUCUGACAAAACUGGGCAUAAUGCAUGUGCGUAAAGUGUCAUCCCAGAUUAG